UUCUCCUCUGUGAGAGGAAAGAAAAAGGAAAAAAAAAAAAAAAAAGUUGUGCAGAUCUGAUGCUGAUGAAGACGUCAUUAUAUCAGGGAAAAAAUGUGCUGCAACAAUUAAUGGAUUUAAUUACCAAAGAGGUUUUUGCUUGGAAAUUUUGGCCUCGGGCACAGAGAGGAGCUGACUAUCAGGCAAAGCCUUUAAGCUCUCAGGUGAGUCAAGAAUCAUAAGACUCGAGGCAUGUCCACAUAUAUAUACACAGGUCCAGUGACUGCUUCAUUUCUUCUCCUGGACUGAGAGGACUUGUUUUACUCUUCGAUCCAGAGUUAAAUAUACAUUACCUAUUUAAAUAUUUUUCCUUUUGGUAAGGGGCACGGUAGGAUUUUUGCUUCAGCUUCAGACUUUUUUUACCUGCUCUUUUGGAGUUUGAAGAGAAAGAAAUACUUGGGGAAAAAAAUUCUACCUACGGAUGGACAGUUCUGUCAAAGCAGUAGCCCCCAAAAGGCUGCCUGAGAGUUCUGCAUCUACAGAUAGAGUUUCUCCUUCUGGCUUUGAGGGCGUUGCUCUUGAAGAAGAGGAUCUGAACGGCGAGCUGAUGAACGAAGACAUACGUAUCCAUAGCUGGCCUUGUUCUUACUACUUGGACACCAACAAGCAAUGGGUCUCUGGCAGGCUCUCACUGACUCCUGUUGCGAUCAAAUUUACAGCUGACAAGACUGGGGAGCUUUUGGUCAACUUUCAUCUUUCUAGUAUCAGCGAGAUCAAGAAGGAAUCUUCAAAUUUAAUCUUCAGUUCCCUUACCAUCUUAGAGAAGAACACCAAGCAUUGGUUCAGUUCUCUGCAACCCAACAGAAAUGUGGUAUUCAACAUCCUUGAGCACUUCUGGAGGGAGCAGUUGCUGUCAAGCCAAGGUGCAGGAGCAGAAGCAGCAGCUUUGCAGUCAACAAAGGGAAAAGAACUGACCGGGCUAUUGACUGGAUCGCAGAAACGACUGGAGGACACGGCAAAAGUGCUGCAUUACCAGGGCGAGCAGUUUGAUAACAUCAUGAGAGGACUCAACAAGAUUGAAGGGGAUAUGGAUGUAGCAGACAGGUUGUUGACUGAGCUCGAAUCUCCUUCUUGGUGGCCAUUUAGCAGCAAGCUCUGGAAAGCGCCAUUGGAAACCAAGCCAAAGGAAACUGCCACAGUUUCCGAUUCGAAGAACCAGGAAGGAAUCGUAAUUAGAAUUCCAGUUAUUAUCACCCACAGAACAGACUCAAAUGUCAAGCCAGGAAAACUCACGCUCUUCGCUUCUGGCCUGGAAAUCAGUGACUGCAAUUCUCAGGUCAUUCACCGGUUUGAAUCAAGGGAUGUAGAUGAUAUCAGAGUUCAUACACCAUAUGAAAUCAGUGUCCGUCAGAGAUUUAUCGGGAAGCCCGACACCUCUUACCGGCUCUUGUCAGCAAAGAUGCCCGAAGCAAUCCCCAUCUUGGAGAUGCAGUUUAGCAAGAAGAUACAGUUUUUAGAAGAUGCCCUAGGAUUUGUUGGUGCCAGGAAGUCUCCUCAGGUAGAUUUGGGGACCUCCAUUUGGCAAGCAGCCACAGGACUCCUGGGAGGAGUGGUACAGCCCAGCUCUCCGGUGGGAGGCAGAGAAGGGAUGGACAACGACCAGGUUCAGCUGCAGAAGCAAGAGAAGAUCUCCCAGGAAGAAGCAAAAGAGCUUAAACAGAUACUAAAGAAACUGAAGGGCCUUGCCUUGGAGACAGAAGCCGAGCUGGAGAGACAGGACGAAGCCCUCGAUUCCAUCACUACCUCCGUAGACCGUGCGACGCUGAAUAUUGAUAAGCAGAACCGUAGAAUAAAGAAACUAACGUAGCACCCGCAGGAGCCACUGGCGAUGGUAUCAUGAGGAAGAGGAGGCUCGGGGAACUGUAUUUUUCCAAGACGGUUUCUUUAAUAGGCACUUUGGUUGCAUGGGAGGUGUUUGCAAUACGGUCUGGAAUACGAUGCUGCUGUUGUUGAGUUCCUGAGGGUUUUGAAAAUGUUUCCAGACUUGGAUGAUGUUUGAAGGCUGUUUUAGGAUUAAAAAGGGCAAGAUUUUUAAUUGCGGUGAAACAAUGAUAGUGGAUUCUUUACUACAGAAAAACUGUAAAUAUGAAGGGAUGUGAUAUAAUCUGAAUCAACUUUUAUGUGCUUUUUUACGUUGCUGCUUUUAAAAGUUGUUUUUUUUUGUUGGUUUUUUUUUUUUUUUUACUGCAAUGAAGAAGUGAAGGAGAAAUGAACUGCAUAUGAGACUACUUUAGAUGAUUACAGCCUAUUAAUUCUCUCUCAAGGUCUUUCUUUAAAAUAGUUAAUAGCAGAACUAAGGGCCAGAUGUCCAACUUUAAGUCACUGAAGCUUUUUUUUUUUUUGUAAGUUAAUGCUGAGGUGAGCAAAUGAUGCUGAUAAAACCCUGUGUUCCCUGAGCAAAUAGUUUUAAUAGGUUUGAAUCGUGCUUUUUAACGUACCCAGAAAUUUUAUAAGAGUAAUGAAGACUUAGUGGCCACAGCUGUCUGUUGCCAUGUCCUGGGAAAUCAAGAGAAGGUUAGUUAACGUGCAUGGAUUGGUAGAGACAUCUACUUAUUGAGCAGAUUUUUUUUUUUUUUUUUUUUUGGCCAUUUGAUAAAUGUUUUGCUUAAUUGAGCCACUUGUAAAAAGUAAGUGUCAAAGUUAAAUACAUGCUUCUGCUUUCCAAGAAGGGGCUGCUGAUCGUCGACCAUCAUCUACACAGUUUUGUGUGUCUUCUUUUUCCCCUUUAAGCUGCACCCAUAGUGAAGAAAUUGAUUUUGGAGCGGAGGAAGCGAUUUUCUUCACAGGUGGAUUGAUUCCAUUCUUGGAGUUUGCUCUUUGUAUCCCUCACCUGCACACAGUGGUUUUAUAUUUUUGGUAUUAGUCUGUCAUGGGAUGCAGCGUCCUCAGAGCAUCGUGAACUUAGCGUUUGCUUAGGGUGGUCCUUCAAUACCGUGUUGGAGCUGGGCUGCCACAUCUCUGAUAGAUGUUAGUGAAAGGUCUCUUGUCCCUUUGCUUCUCUGCCUUUCAUUUUUCCAAAGGUCUCCCCACCGUUGGCCUCCAGCUCUCGAAAUGGGAACUUCAUGGGUUGUGGGGGUUUUUGUGUGUCUGCCUCAGACUCACAGGCUGAGGGGCCUGUGGUCGGAGCUGUAGGCAUUUGUAUUAACGGUUGAUAGUCGUGGUAGGAUCUAUCUGUCUCGUGGCUUUUAUUGGUUUGCACUAACUGGUGGUGAAGCAUUUCAAGACUUCUUGCAGACCCGUAUUUCUAAAAUAAAAGGGAAUACUGUCAGUUUUGUCUGAUAGGUUUUGUUGAGUUUAGAGUUGGCUCCAUCAAGACUACAGGACAGUGGGAGACCUUUUCCACCCCAAACUUCACACCGUAUAGGAGAGGUUCCGGGUAAUCUAUGUAUCUAUCACCUAUGGCAGAGAACUCACAUUUCAUCAGUUCCUAUGGUUUACCAGUUAUUUUAGUUCCAAGUAGCUAUUGUAAUAUGUCUUUUUUUUUUUUUUUUUUAAAGUGUUUUUAUAUUAAAAAAAUUCUUGUAUUGCUUUCAAAUACAACACUUUUGGUGCAAUAUUUUUAACUAGUGAAGCUUUUAACUGUUUAUUCCACUAAUAGUUGAUGUGAAUUUUUCCUGUUUCAGAGUAAUUCAGCCUACCUUUUAAAGAAUGGUACAGUAAAUCACAUAGAGUAUGUUGCUUUCAGGAUCUUACUCUACGUUGUUUUGUAUUACUUCAUAUUAGUUUGUUAGUAUUGGAGUAAAGUGUACUUCUGCACUGCAAGUUCUUAAUUUACAGUCCAAGUUGUUACUGGCAUGCACUUUACCUACUUGCUGAAUAUGGUUGAUUAUAUAUAACCUACAUUAUGUACUGGGAAAUAAAAUAUUGUCUGGGGUUCUUUUGUUUGUUUCCAAUACCCAAAUCACUAUUGUUUUACUGUGAAAGGAAAAUAUGUUUACACAACUAAUUAUUUAAUGAAUUUUAAAGUAUACUUUGCGCGAAAUGUAUGUUAACUGAACCUGGUGCUGACUGGGAACGAAUCUCUGACAUGAAUUAGUCCAAACCAGGAUUGCCAAAAGUAAAUACUAAUUACACAUCAUUUAGUUUAGCAUUCUUUGUGCCAUACUUUUUAUUGUUGUGGGUUUUAGCACUAGCUGUUGCCUCUGAUUCAGUAUUUCGUGCUUUGUGUUAAUCCAACACGUCCAUGCUAAAGCAAAAAAUUGUGAUAUUGUUUGUAAGAAGUUACCCUUUCUUGAGCGGCGUAUUAGCUGAAUUUCAUGUGCCCGGAGGACUUUCAAUCUGUAAUUUCUUCUUAUUAAAUAUCUUGGAAUAGCGA
Molecule: messenger RNA, 4354 nt
Organism: Tyto alba (common barn owl)
Lineage: Eukaryota; Metazoa; Chordata; Aves; Strigiformes; Tytonidae
Gene: SNAP47
Product: synaptosome associated protein 47
Exons: 5
Coding region: 461-1846 (461 amino acids)
Biological process (GO): synaptic vesicle priming; exocytosis; synaptic vesicle fusion to presynaptic active zone membrane
Cellular component (GO): plasma membrane; SNARE complex
Molecular function (GO): SNAP receptor activity; syntaxin binding
Source: RefSeq, a predicted model, not a curated record